UUGCUUUGCUUUGCUUUCUUUCAUAUCACUAUCUCAUCUCAUUUUCUCCCCACCAUUCAAAUAGAUAAAGAAAACAAAUCUUUUGUACCAUUCUCUUCCCCUUUCCUUUCCUUUUCUCUCUUCCUCUCCACCAAACCAAUCCUCAACACUCCCACUACCAAUUUCCCUCUCCUUUUACAAACAACACAUGAACUUAGUGCGAAAUAAUUGAGGCAUUAUAUUGCAAUAUAUAACCAACAUUCCUUCUAGUGAUGCCAUUUCAUUUUUGUUUGAGAUUUCUCCUCUUCUUCCUUCCACUUUUCUCUUCAAAACCCUUCAUUUUUUUGUGGGUUUUGUUCAACAUUUGAGAAUGUUUUUGAAUCCUCUCCAAAAGCUUGAAAAAAACCCACUUUUAAAACCCUAAUCUUUACACAUUUCAUCACUCUUUUCCCAUUCUAAUCAUAUUUUCUCCAUUACCAAACCUCUAAUUAGCAAAAACAAGCAUGCCCAUUUCUUCAUUUCCCCCAAAAAUGCUUCAUUUCGCCCAAAAAUGUCUAAUUUGCUUCGUUUUCUUAAGCAUUGCUACAAAUUUUCAUUCAACUUCAGCUGGUUUUCUCAUCGAACCGGUUUCCGGCCAAAGCCAGCCACUAAAUCCCGGCGAAUACUCAUCCUCCAACACGGUUCCGGCCUUUCCGGUCCAAACCCAGAUGCAAAUUUGCCAUCUUGAUCUCUCCGACGAGCUUUUCGGCGGCGUUAGGGAAGCUUGCGGUCGAGACUUGGACCGGAGUCGGUGCUGUCCUGUUCUAGCCGCGUGGCUUUUUGCCGCUCAUGCACGCGCCGCCCUGAAGAUUACCACUCCGGCGCCGUCGGACCUUCCGAUGAUGCCGGAUGACUCACAGAAAUGCGUGAACUCGCUGCAGGCGUCGCUGUUGAGUAGAAAUAUAAAGAUUCCACAGCCGAAUGCGAGCUGCGACGCCGUUUUGUGCUUUUGUGGGAUUCGGCUUCAUCAAAUUAGCUCGUUGUCUUGCCCCGCUGCCUUUAAUGUCUCCGGCGACGGCGUUCGCGACGGCUACCGGAACGCCACCCCGACGGCCGCCGUCCGUAAUCUUGAAAAGAAUUGCCGGAACUCAUCUUAUUCCGGUUGCACGAAAUGCCUUGGCGCCCUUCAAAAGGUUACGGCAACGAAGAAGAACGCCACCAGCGACAGAGUGAGUAAAAUGUUCAACAGAGACUGCCAGCUCAUGGGGCUGACGUGGCUCCUCGCCCGUAACAAAACGGCGUAUAUCCCCACCGUUUCGGCCGUACUACGAGCCAUCAUGUACAGUGCCCACCCUCCUCACGAGUCUACGUGUAGUCCGGACCAAGAAAACAUGCCGCUGGCCGUCGAUUCGUUACAGAUGGAAAAAGCGCAGUCGUCAUCGCCACCGUCCAUUUCUCUGGUUCCGAUUAUACCCCUAUUGGUUAUUGGUUAUUGGCUUGCUUGGUAGUGGGCGUAGGGGUAAUUAUGGGUUGGGAUCCGUUUGUUUUGUAAUUUUUGGAGCCUGUCGGGUUCACGUGAAGCUAGUGGACAAAAAUAAGGGAUGAUGGAGGGGCUUUUUUGUCUUUUCGCUACACUGUAAAUGUCAAAUCUGGGUGCUUUUUUUUACUUUUUUUACUCUCUUCC
Messenger RNA from Cucurbita moschata (crookneck pumpkin), 1642 nucleotides. RefSeq lists its product as uncharacterized. The transcript has 2 exons. Lineage: Eukaryota; Viridiplantae; Streptophyta; Magnoliopsida; Cucurbitales; Cucurbitaceae. The record is from RefSeq and is a predicted model, not a curated record. The coding region runs from base 483 to 1466 and encodes 327 amino acids.